AUGGCCUCCGUCUGCAGGGACUCGACGCCGUUGCUGUCGAGAAAGUAUUCGACCAGCUCCGGGAGCUCAGCGGCGCCGCCUAGAUACUGCACGACCUGCCGCAUGCACGGCCUCCUCGCCGGCGAAUAGUGGGAACAGAGCAAACCGAGCUUCAAGACCAACUCGACCUCCUCCUCAGAGUAGUCGCUUCCCAGUCUCCCAUCCACAGACUCCCGAAUGGCUCCCCUUCUCCAAUUCUUCAGCAACCAGGCCACCAAGGUGAAGUCCUCCCCCGGCGUAUGUGAGUCAAGUGGCCUCCUUCCACAGGCAACCUCCAGAAGGAAAGCUCCAAAGGAGAAGACGUCAGUGGCCUUGGAGGCGACGCCGGUUGUCAGGAGCUCGGGGGCGAGGUAACCUGGUGUACCCACCAUGCGGGUGGAGGUGGGAUUGUUGUCCUCAUUAUCGUACAACCUGGCGAGGCUGAAAUCUCCCAGUCUCCCGUUGAAUUCACCGUCUAGUAGGACAUUGCUGGCCUUGAUGUCUCUAUGGAUGAUGGACAUCUCCCACUCUUCGUGCAUGUAGAGGAGUCCUGCGCCCACAUCCUUUACGACACGAAAUCUCUGGGCCCAACUAAGAGUAGGAUGAUUGGGGUCAUGGAGGAACUUGUCCAGGCUGCUGUUGGGCAUGAAGUCGUAGACCAAGAGGAGCUCCCCCUUCCGCCGGCAGUACCCAAGGAGCUGGACGAGGUUCCGGUGCCGCAGCUGGCCGAUGGUGGAGAUCUCCCUGAUGAACUCCUUCAUCCCUCUUGUGGAUUCUUGGGCAACUAUCUUGACUGCGAUCGCUUGUUUGGACCCGGGCAUCACGCCUCUGUAAACCCUGCCGAAGCCUCCCGUGCCAAGAAGCCUCCCGUCUCCGAACCCUUUCGUCGCAUAGUACAGAUCCUUGUAGGAAAUCCUCUGGGAAGAGAAGUCGGCUUCCCACUCUUCGAACAGCUCCGAGAAUUUGAUCCUCCUAAUCACAAGGAACACCACAACGGCGCAUAUGAUCAUUGCCAAUACAGGCACGAAUAUGGGCACCCAAAUAUCUGCGGCCCGCGCCCUCCCCGAAGACCCAUGUCGAGGGAGAGGAGGGAGGGUAGACGGGUCGAGGGCUCUCGCCAUCCCGUUCAUCCGGAAGCUCCAACCGAGUAAGUAGUGCGAAGUUCGAAACGAGCCUGUCGACGAGGAGAAGCCCACAUACAUCGUCUCAGAGAGGACAUUUGUGAGGUCGACGGCAGCCGAUAUGAGAGGGAUCUUGGGCUUAGAUAUCUGGGUGGGAGAGAGCGUGAUGUUGAGUCGCCUCUCCGAGGCAUCGUAAUCCACCCAAGCUUGCAAGGGAUUCCCACUGAUGAGUGUCAGCUCGUUGAAUCUACCGGAGUCAUCAUCGAAAUAACCAGCAGGAGAGGAAUUAAAGGAGAUGUAGCUGUUAAUGUCGAUUCCUACAUGGUUGUCGUUGAUAUCCUCCAUAUCCCUGUUAUGGAUCGUGUCCAGCUCGACGGCAAAGAUGUGAUUCACUUCGUCGCGGGAGCUAGACUUGUUGAAGAUGCCGAAGUAUUGAUUACUCGUGGCUCCUCGGAAAUCCUUCGUAGGAGAGAUGACGAAGGCAAUACCAUGGCCGCCUAUUCCCUUAUUAUCGGGAACGAUGGCGAAGACGAAGGCGGAUGAGAAGGAUGAGAUAUUACCGGUUGGGGAGCUCCUGAAGCGAAUUGGGGCUGGGAAAAAGGCGUAGCCCGUCUGGAGCCUCUCGGGGCUCGUUAGCCUCAGAAGGCCGUCCGGGGAGACGACCGCUUUGCCGUUCAAGCUCAGAUUUGCAGAGCUUAAUCCAUUGAAGAAGAUGUCCUCAUCAUCGGAAUCUCCCAGCUUGAAGAAGAGAAACAGCCACACGAGAAACUUCACGACGCUCCGCUGACCUUUCCAGAUACACAUUUGUUGAUGAACGGUGUAGGUAGGGAUAUCAGAAUCUUGAGAUAUCUGUACAGCUUCCUGAAAUCUCUCCUCUUCGUCAUCCGAGUUCUUCCUCCUGAGAGUACAAAUAGAUAUAAGGACUGAUAUCUCUCUCUGCUUCAUGGUUUGUCCUUAGGAAUCACCCGAACCAGGUCAACUUAACCGAAUCCGGCUAUAUUUUACUGGGCCACAACCUGCUCCGGAUAUACGUGCUUGAAGGGUUUGAAUGGUCCAAGUACGAACCCGACCUGUGAUGUCUCUCUUGGGUUAAUGAACAAUCCCAAAAGGGUAAUUCUGAACAGACAGGGUGGUGGUCCACCCGCAACGUUGACUAGAUAUCUUUCAGGCAUAUUUCAAGAUAAGUGGGAAGAAACCUCGUAGUUGCCCGACGUUACGUAUCGUCCAUUAAAAUCCGGUGACUUGUGGACCUUUUCUUCCUCUGCGGUCAAACGACACCCUUCAACAUUUGACUUUCAAGCCCUGUGACCUGUCCAACGUCAACAUUCGUGAAUAGUUCAAAUUGAACUCAGGCUUUGCUAUGAAGGCAGGCAAUAUGAGCUUUCUUCUCGUUUUCAGAUAUUAGUCAACGUGGAAAUUAUCGCCCAGAAAGUUGAUUCGGGAAAUUCGGAGAGAGAGAGAGAGAGAUGGAGAGGGGGGGAGAGAGAGGCGAGGAGAGAGAGAGGGGGGGGAGAGAGACGAGGAGAGAGAGAGAGAGAGAGAGGGGAGGAGAUAGAGGCGAGGAGAGAGAGAGAAGGGGGGGAGAGAGACGAGGAGAGAGAGAGAGAGAGGGGGGGGAGAUAGAGGCGAGGAGAGAGAUUUUGAUCUCAACAUGAAGAUUCUUUCGGGGAGACCUUCGUCGUCUUCUAAAGUCAGUUGCAACUUGCAAAUAUUUUAACGUCCAAAUGGAAAAUCCCCGGACACAUCGAAUCUUAACGUCCGCAAGACGAUGAACGGAUUUCAUGGCGAGCAUCCGACUGGGCUAGAUCAUCGGCCUCCGGACACAAGAAUCUCGGUGAGGGAGGAGAACGACCUGCUGUGAUUGUCGUAGGCUUCGUUCUCUAGCAACGUCUGAACGAUAGGGUUCAGAAAAGUAGAUUCGUGAUCGGGGAGGGGACCACCGCCUUCCAGGAACUGCACCACACGCCGCAUGUUCGGCCGCACCCCCGGAAGCGGGUCACUGCAGAGCAAGCCGAGCCGCAGGACCAAGUCCACCUCCUCCAUCGCGCAGUCUCCCAUUCUCGGGUCUGCGACCUUCAGGAUCCUCCCUCUCCGCCAGUUCUCGGCGACGAAGUCGACAAGAACGAUCAUUUCUUCCGGCUGGUGCAGCUCCAGGGGCUUCCUCCCGCAGACAACCUCGAGAAGGAAGACGCCAAAGGCGAAGAUGUCAGUGGCCUUGGACGCCCUCCGCGUCUUGAUUAGCUCCGGCGCGAGAUAUCCCAACGUGCCUACCACGCGAGUCAUCUGAGGAUCGGUCCCGUGGUCGUAGAGCCUCGCCAGGCCGAAGUCCCCCAGUUUCGCCUCCAUGUCGCCGUCGAGCAGUACAUUCCCGGAUUUGACGUCUCUGUGGAUGAUAACCUGCUCCCACUCUUCGUGCAGAUACAGCAGAGCCGAAGCCACGCCCUUGAUGAUGCGGAACCUCUGCGCCCAUUUGAGUCUCCCCCCUUCCGGGCCGAAUAGGAGCUUAUCGAGGCUGCCAUUGGGCAUGAAGCUGUAUGCCAGAAGGAGCUCCCCUUUCCUCCGGCAGUAGCCCUGGAGCUGCACCAGGUUGCGAUGCCGGAUCCUGCCCACGCUGACGAUCUCCGCCACGAAUUCCCUCAUCCCCUGCCUCGACCCGUGGGAGACUUUCUUCACGGCGACCUCUUUCUUUGAUCCGGGAAGAAACCCUCUGUAGACUGUGCCGAAGCCUCCGGCCCCCAGGAGCUGCUUCUCGCUGAAUCCCCCGGUCGCUUCGAACAGAUCCUUGUAGGAAAUGCGGCUGGGCCCCCGUUCCAUCUCCCACUCUUGCAGCUCUGCGAACCUGGCCCUUCUCCUCACCACCAACACGGCGGCGCCGGCGGCGGAGAGUACGAGAAGAGUCGUCGCAAUGGGGAGCCAGAUUCUCAGUGCCUUCUCACUCUUCUCCGUCCCCCCCCGAGGGAGAGGAGGCAAGCGGGAGAGAUCCAGCGCUGGGGCUGUCCCGUUGACCCCGAAGCUCCAACCGAGAAGAUAA
Messenger RNA from Spirodela intermedia, 4170 nucleotides. NCBI's taxonomy places the organism in Eukaryota, Viridiplantae, Streptophyta, Magnoliopsida, Alismatales, Araceae. The record is from the annotation of a GenBank genome assembly.